AAAAAUAAUCAACUUUUUUCUCUCCAACUCUCACUGUAAAUCAGUUUUUUCCUCUUCUUCCUUUCUUCUGCCUGUUUUCUUACUUUUUUUUUUACUGAAAACAAACUCAUACAUCAGGAAUGAGACGCUGUCAGUGAGGAUUAUUACUUUUCUGGGAGACUGACUCGAGGCUUGUGUGGAGCAGUUGCGUGGUGGCAUGGCCUGUUCGUUUUGCGGCGACAGCGAAGGUAUCAAUGCCUACAGCGUGACUAAUGGAGUGCUGAACAAUGGCUGCUUUGUGGACGCCCUCAACCUGGUUCCCCACGUCUUCCUGCUCUUCAUUACCUUCCCCAUCCUCUUCAUCGGUUGGGGCAGCCAAAGCUCAAAGGUCCAGAUCCAUCAUAACACAUGGCUUCAUUUCCCCGGCCACAACCUGAGGUGGAUCCUCACCUUCUCGCUGCUGUUCGUUCACGUGUGCGAGUUUGCAGAGGGCAUCGUCUCCAGCAAGAUAAUGGGAGGUUAUGAUCACCUCCAUCUCUACAUGCCAGCAUUCAUGGGCUUUGUAGCAGCGACAACGUCAGUGGUUUACUACCACAACAUAGAGACGUCCAACUUUCCCAAACUGCUGCUGGUCCUUUUCAUUUACUGGGUCCUGGCGUUCAUCACAAAGUCCAUCAAACUUUGGAAAUAUGCAGAGCACAAGGUUGGACCUCAACAGCUGAGGUUCUGUAUCACAGCUCUGUUAGUGGUCCUGUACGCGCUGCUAAUGGCUGUGGAGAUCAAUGUCAUAAGGGUCAGGAAAUAUGUGUUCUUUGCCAAUCCUCAGAAGGUGAAGCCACCAGAAGAUUUACAGGACUUGGGGGUUCGCUUUCUGCAGCCGUUUGUCAACCUGCUCUCCAAGGCGACAUAUUGGUGGAUGAAUCCUCUCAUCAUUGGAGCCCAUAGAAGGCCUAUAGAGCUGAAGAAGAUCGGCAAGCUGCCCAUCGCCAUGAGAGCCCUCACCAACUACCUGCGGCUCAAAGAUGCCUACGAGGAUCAGAGGACGGCGGAGGAUCCGGAUCGAGCCCCGUCGAUCUGGCGCUCCAUGUAUCGAGCAUUUGGACGUCCCAUCCUGCUCAGCAGCACCUUUCGCUACCUGGCGGACCUGCUGGGCUUUGCUGGGCCGCUCUGCAUCUCUGGCAUCGUAAAGUACCUGAACGCUGACGAAGACAGCGCCGCAGCAGACAAGACCACGCAGAUCUAUUUCGGUGUCCACUUCAUGUCGUCCACUAAGCUGCUGCAGAACACGUCGGUCCUGGCCGUUCUUCUCUUCCUGGCUUUAAUCUUGCAGAGGACCUUCUUGCAAGCCUCGUACUAUGUCACCAUAGAAACUGGCAUCAACCUGCGGGGAGCCCUGCUGGCGAUGAUUUACAACAAAAUCCUGCGUCUCUCCACCUCCAACAUGUCAAUGGGGGAGAUGACACUGGGACAGAUCAACAACUUGGUGGCCAUAGAGACCAACCAGCUGAUGUGGUUUCUUUUCCUCUGCCCCAACCUGUGGGCCAUGCCUGUACAGAUUGUGAUGGGAGUCAUCCUGCUGUACUAUUUAUUGGGCGCGAGUUCUUUGGUUGGAGCGGCUGUCAUAGUUCUUCUGGCUCCGAUCCAGUACCUCAUUGCUACAAAGCUGGCAGAUACACAAAAAAACACACUAGAACACUCCACAGAUCGCCUGAAAAAGACCACAGAGAUCUUAAAGGGCAUAAAGCUGCUGAAGCUGUACGCCUGGGAGAAUAUCUUCUGUGACAAGGUGGAAGAGACCAGAGGCAAAGAGCUAACCAGCCUCAAGACCUUUGCUUUCUACACAUCUUUGUCCAUUUUCAUGAACGCUGCUAUUCCUAUUGCGGCCGUUCUUGCGACGUUUGUGAUGUAUGACUUCAUCAAUAAAAGUGGCCCCAGUCCUUCUGAGGCCUUUGCAGCUUUGGCGUUGUUCCACAUCCUGGUCACCCCUCUCUUCCUGCUCUCCACUGUGGUCAGAUUUGCUGUGAAGGCUCUGAUCAGUGUCCAGAAGCUUGGUGAGUUUCUUCAGAGUGACGAAAUUGGAGACGACAGCUGGAGAAAUGGAGACAUGUCUGUUUCCAUGCAAGCUGGAAAAAAGCACCUGGGGUUGACCAAAGCCAUCAACAGGAAGCAGCCGAUGCGCUACCAGAUGGACAACUACGAGCAGCCAACCAGGCGACAGAUGCGACCCACGGAGACGGAGGAUGUGGCUGUAAAGGUGAGCAAUGGAUGCUUCACCUGGGGAAGCAACCUGUCGACACUGUCGGACAUCAACAUCCGCAUCCCGACAGGUCAGCUGACAAUGAUUGUGGGCCAGGUGGGUUGUGGGAAAUCUUCCCUGCUUCUGGCCAUGCUUGGUGAGAUGCAGGCCAUCGAUGGAAGAGUCUACUGGAGCAAGCUGCCUGAUUGUGAGAUGGUCCACGAGGGGAACAUAAGCAAGAACAGAUACUCUGUGGCCUACGCUGCCCAGAAGUCCUGGCUGCUCAACGCUACAGUGGAGGAAAACAUCACCUUUGGCAGCCCUUUCAAUAAACAGAGGUAUAAAGCAGUGAUUGACGCCUGCUCUCUGCAGCCAGACAUUGACCUGUUGCCUUUUGGAGACCAAACUGAGAUUGGGGAGAGGGGCAUCAACCUGAGUGGAGGCCAGGGACAGAGAAUCUGUGUGGCCAGAGCUCUCUACCAGAACACCAACAUCGUCUUCUUGGACGAUCCGUUCUCAGCGUUGGACAUCCACCUCAGUGAUCACCUGAUGCAGGAAGGAAUCCUCAAAUUCCUGCAGGAUGAUAAACGGACUGUGGUCCUGGUCACCCACAAACUGCAGUACCUGAUACAUGCAGACUGGAUCAUAGCAAUGAAGGACGGCUCCAUCCUGAGGGAGGGAACCCUGAAAGACAUUCAGACCCAUGAUGUACAGCUUUAUGAUCACUGGAAAACCCUGAUGAACAGGCAGGACCAGGAGCUGGAGAAGGACAUACAGCAGGACAGUCAAACAACAUUAGAGAGGAAAACACUGAGGAGAGCUUUCUACUCCAGAGAGGCCAAGAACCAAAUAGAUGAUGAGGAUGAAGAGGAAGAAGUGGAGGAGGAAGAUGAUGACAACUUGUCCAUGACCACGAACAGACGAUCAAAAAUCCCAUGGAAGGUGUGCUGGUGUUACCUGUCCUCUGGCGGUUUCUUCAUGGUCUUCCUGAUGGUGUCCUCUAAACUCCUCAAACACUCUGUCAUUGUUGCCAUUGACUACUGUUUGGCUCUCUGGACGUCCUCCAAAAUCAGUGUUUCCAAUGGAACUGUGCCCAAUGGAACCAGCCUGGCUGACAUCAGCAGCAGUAACACCACGCUCACCAACGACAACAAGAAUGAUUCCUACUACCUGCCGGUGUUUAUUAUCCUGUGUGCAGCUGGAAUCACUUUAUGCCUCAUCACCUCUCUCACUGUGGAGUUUCUGGGUCUCUCUGCAGCCACCAACCUGCACCACAACCUGCUCAACAAGAUCAUCCACGCUCCCAUCAGGUUCUUCGACAUCACUCCCCUGGGACAGAUCCUCAACAGAUUCUCAGCUGAUACAAACAUCAUCGACCAGCAUAUUCCUCCCACACUGGAGUCUUUGACGAGAUCCACGUUGCUGUGUUUGUCAGCCAUCGGGGUCAUAUGCUCCAUCACUCCCAUUUUUCUGAUUGCCUUGAUUCCCCUGGCGGCCGCCUUUUACUUCAUCCAGAAAUACUUCCGCGUGGCCUCCAAGGACCUCCAGGACCUUGAUGACUCCACACAGCUUCCUUUGCUCUGCCACUUUUCUGAGACCGCCGAAGGUCUUACCACCAUAAGAGCAUUCAGACAUGAAGCUCGGUUUAAACAGCGAAUGCUGGAGCUGACAGACACCAAUAACACAGCCUACCUGUUUCUGUCUGCCGCCAAUCGCUGGCUGGAGGUCCGAACGGACUACCUGGGAGCAGUGAUUGUGCUCGCCGCAGCAGGAGCCUCCAUAUGGAGUUUUCGUUUUGGUCUGCCCUCUGGAGGCCUGGUGGGCCUCGGACUCACCUACGCUCUCACUGUCACCAACUACCUGAACUGGGUUGUGAGGAACCUGGCAGACCUGGAGGUCCAGAUGUCAGCGGUGAAGAAGGUCAACAGCUUCCUCAGCACAGAGUCGGAGAACUACGAGGGAUCUAUGGACACCUCUCAGGUGCCUGAGAACUGGCCCCAGGACGGCGAGAUAAAGAUCCAGGACCUGUGUGUGCGCUACGAUCCCAUGCUCAAACCAGUGCUCAAACACGUCAACGCCUACAUCGAACCAGGCCAGAAGGUGGGAAUCUGUGGUCGCACGGGCAGCGGGAAGUCUUCUCUGUCGCUGGCCUUUUUCAACAUGGUGGACAUUUUCGAAGGGAAGAUCAUCAUCGAUGGGAUCGACAUCUGCAAGCUUCCACUGCCGACUCUCAGGUCGCGACUCUCCAUCAUCCUCCAGGAUCCAGUGUUAUUCAGUGGAUCAAUAAGGUUUAAUCUUGAUCCAGAGAGGACGUGCACUGAUGACCGACUGUGGGAAGCACUGGAGAUCGCUCAGCUGAAGAACAUGGUGAAGGCGCUGCCUGGAGGUCUAGAUGCGGUCGUGACUGAAGGCGGUGAGAACUUCAGUGUCGGUCAGAGGCAGCUCUUCUGUUUGGCCAGAGCUUUUGUCAGAAAGAGCAGCAUCCUCAUCAUGGAUGAAGCCACAGCAUCUAUAGACAUGGCUACGGAGAAUAUCUUACAGAAAGUGGUGAUGACUGCAUUUGCAGACAGAACGGUCGUUACCAUCGCACACCGUGUCCACACCAUCCUGACAGCUGAUCUGGUCAUCGUGAUGAAGCGAGGGAACAUUCUGGAAUAUGACAAACCUGAGACUCUCCUGGAGCAGGAGGACGGGAUGUUUGCCUCGUUCGUCAAAGCUGACAUGUAGACACACGGACAGUCAGCGUUCGGAUCAGCGCUCGUUCAGAUCAGUUGGUUGAUCUUCUCCUUUUGUUUUUGUUUUUUAACUUUGGAUUUUUUUUUUUUUUUUUUAUGUGGACAGGACUCUGUGACACUGAAACACUCCAGUGAAGCCAAAAACACAGUGUUUUUCUUAUGGAGAAGCUUCUCUGUGUGUUCAGUAGAUGGAAAAACAUCCAGAAACACCAUCAGUCACUGGUUAGUGUGGUUUUACAGGUCACACUCGAAACAUUCACUCAGUUUAAAACUGCCUAUUUAAGAUAUAUCAUGUCUACACACCUUUCAUUAUACCACUGAUAGACUGGGCAUCGAGUCCAUCAGUUGGUUCGUCCAGUUUUCACAGCGACUCUGUGGAAAUUCAGCACAAACACACCUGCAAGUUGUUCACUGAACUAAAGGCCGGAAUAAUUUUAUGCUCUGGGAUCAGCAACAUUUCUGCAACCAGUAUGAAGAGUGAAAAGCUCAAAGUUACCAUGGAAAUAGUAAAGAUAAAAAUAAAUAUUUCUGCGUUCCUAGAACGAUCAUGAGUGAUCAAAUAUCUGCGAGCCACAGACAGAGAGGACGGGAAGUUGGAGACAGAUUGCUGGUUUUGGUCUUUUUGUGGGAUUUUUGUGGGCAGUAAGAAACAUGCAGCCUUAUCCAGCAUAUUAAAACAGAAGUGUUUUGAGGCAGUGUAAAUAACAUGAAGUGUACAGACCUUUGACGCUCACUGUGUCUGUGGCCUCGUUUAGCAUUUAUACAGCAGAGUUGAAUAGUUUUAGAUUGAGCUGUAAGGAUCUUUUUAUAUUGAUAGAAUUUCAAAAGUCUUUAAUUAUCUUGUGUAAAAAAAUAUUUGUUACCUUCUUUUCGAUUAUUCGCCACCUGUAUCAGUUUAUACUCUUUAUCACUUGUAUUAUGCAAUAACACUGACGGGAGAAACCUGUUUUUAAAGUUACUGAAUGUGGGCUUUGGCCAGUGUUUCUCUGAGCUGCAUGUAUCGAUGCACGGUGCAAACUCUGUCACUGUAAAGGAUUUUAAAUCUUUAUAUUUUAGACCCUGGUGGAGUUUGUUCUACAGUUUAAUGUUAAGUUCUGCUAUAGAAGUAAAGCUGAUAGAUCCGAUGUUACUGCUGUGUUCAGGCCUGAUCCGCUCCGGCAGUUUUCGACAUGUCGGAUUCAGAUUUCAGUUCAGAGUCAGAUGUUUGGGGAAGGACAGGGUGAGACGUCUUUGCUACAACGUGAAGCCGUCAUGCUCAAAUCCAAGCAGGUAAUUGCAGGGUCGAUUAUCCUGGUGCUUCUUGUUCUGUUCCAUCCUCUUCACAACAGAUUAGACAGAGGAAUUCUCCGUCGCCGGAUUUGCUGCCAACUUUUCUGCCUGUUGUGGAAAAUCCAAAGAGGAGACGUCAGAUCUUACUUAGUCCUCAUUCCUUUGCAACUUUUUCCAGUUUUUGAUGAAACAUGACGUCAGUGUGACAGAGACUGAAACAUCUUUGACGCAACAGCAGAACUCCCACGGUCGGAGGACGGAGGAGGCAACACGUCGUUGCCAACUUUGGUGGAAAGAAGGUGAAAGUAUCAGAAACAAAAUGAAAACUUUGCACGGCCACACAGGAAACGGUUUCAGAACAGAUGUAGUUUCACUGAUCACUGUACUUCGCACAGUGUUUAUGAUAAAGAACAUUUCAGUUCAGGAUGAGCUGUGAAAGAACGACGUGCACUUUAUUAUAAUCUGUACCUGACUUUGUGCACCGACUUCAAAAGCAGUUCAGAUCAGUAAAAAGUGGAUUUUGUUUCUGGUACAUGACCACACACACACACACACACACUUGUUCUAUCAGUUGUAUUUCUAUGCCUACACUAGUACAAACACUGUAGGGUGUCACGGCUCGGCGUGAGGCCGGUGGACCCGCUGUCUGUCUGUGGUCAUGCUUUGCUGAAUUUAUUAUCGUCGGGGACAAUAGACACCGAACACAAGCUCCCAUCACAGUGAGAGACUGAGUGAUCGCUCACGAACAGCUCACAGUUUGAGCUUCUCGGGAGUGGUGCUAUUGUCCCUUUGUAUUAUUGUGUAUUGAUUAUAGUUACUUUGCUUUUAAAUGAGACUGUAAAAUGACUGUACUGUACAGACUGAACACGGUUCCUUUGCCAGGAUUUCAGCAUCUUUUUUUAAAAACACAUUUUAUUCCCAGAUGUUUUAUUCUCAGAUUCCAGCUCUGUGGUUUUUCCAUUCUUACACUGUGUGUGUGUGUGUCAUAUGCUACACACACACACACACACACACACGAUGUGAGCGUGUUGGGGUUAUUCUAAGACUCGUGCCACUUGUUGAUCACAAGCAUCAAUCAAGAACUUUAUUUCUUGAUUAAUUGAUUGAGCAUGGAAGCAGACGAGAACCUGUUUAACUCCGGCUUCGGAUUCUACGUCUUUCUCUCGUUCAUGGUUCUGUUUUUCAGUUUUUUUCCAUUUCUUUUUUACUCGUUCAUCUUUUGUCUCUGCAGUUUCUCCAAGUUCUCCUUCUCCGUCUCCUUCUCCUCCGUUAAUGACUGAGAGUUCUUCCUCUUCUUUGAUUCAGCCGCCUGUUUUUCUGCCCUUGGCUGCGAGUAGGUUUCAUAAAUCUUUUGUGUUUAGUUUUAACGCACGUUUGUGCGUGUAUGUGCGUGUGUGCGUACGGAUGUGCUUCCAUGCAGCGUUUGUGCUUGUGUCUGUGCAUUCACCAGCCAGAACCUGCAGAGUGCUGCCUUGCUAAUUCUUUGUCUCUGAGUGUGCCAGUGCAAAAACAGACGAAAAGGAAAAAGAUGGAAAGACGAUUUAUUUUCUUUUAUACUGUUUUAGGACAAAGAGAAGAGAGAUUUGAUUUAAUGAAAAGCAGGACACGUGUCAGUGUUGACAAGUGAUUUUUCUUCUGCAGUUAUUUAAAGCUUAAAGCAGCUGUGUGUUCUCUCUUAAACCUCAUGUGAACCGAGACGUCUUUCCCAUGUUUAGUUUUGGGAAACAAACCAACGUAAAGAGACUUUAAGUUUCAUACUUUAAAUACAGCACAGGUGGAAAUGUGGGUUCGUUUCCAUCCAAUUUGAAUGGAUCACAGAGCGAACACAUGAUCAGAGCUAUGCACUCAGUUUUCUCUGGACUUUGACUGUUAAAGUAAAAGCAACUUUAAAAAAAUUAAUUUUCAUCAGUACAGGUUUAGGUUUAUUUUUAAAUUUCUAAAUGUCUGUAAAUGUACAUUCAGUAAGUAGAAGCCUGUUUAUCCGAGAAUUUAACAUAUACACAUGGCAAAGUAUUAU
This is a messenger RNA of Toxotes jaculatrix (banded archerfish), 8236 nucleotides long. RefSeq names its product ATP-binding cassette, sub-family C (CFTR/MRP), member 9 (gene abcc9). Gene Ontology annotation, biological process: potassium ion transport; transmembrane transport. The record is from RefSeq and is a predicted model, not a curated record. Gene Ontology annotation, molecular function: ABC-type transporter activity; sulfonylurea receptor activity; ATP binding. The transcript has 41 exons. NCBI's taxonomy places the organism in Eukaryota, Metazoa, Chordata, Actinopteri, Toxotidae. Bases 197 to 4942 code for a protein of 1581 amino acids. Gene Ontology annotation, cellular component: membrane.